This is a messenger RNA of Caenorhabditis elegans, 1127 nucleotides long. It is a transcript of the gene F25E2.3, whose product is annotated as Acyl-CoA thioesterase II. Gene Ontology annotation, molecular function: fatty acyl-CoA hydrolase activity. Lineage: Eukaryota; Metazoa; Nematoda; Chromadorea; Rhabditida; Rhabditidae. The record is from RefSeq and is marked reviewed. Gene Ontology annotation, biological process: acyl-CoA metabolic process.
AAAACAUGUUUUCGCGUACACAGUUGAAAAUUUGAACUAUUAUUUUCAAUUUUCAGAUUGAUCAUGGCAAAACCGAAAGCACCAACCGAGGGAACUCCUUUGUGCAACGUGGAGCAUAUCGAGUUUGAGUCAAGAGCAAAUGAUAUAAAAGCAGGGCUCAUUGAUACUUUUCUGAAUCUACAGAGAAUCGAUACCAAUCUGUACAUCGCUCGCCACUUGUUGAAGGGUCGUCAUUCCUACAAUGCCGUUUAUGGCGGUCAGGUUGUUGGUCAAUCGUUGGCGGCAGCAGCUGCCACCGUGGAAGAUUGUUUCAUACCUCACUCAUUACAUAGCUAUUUCAUCAAGACGGGGAGUGUGGACAAACCGAUUCUUUACAUGAUCGACCGCAUUCGAGACGGAAGAAGUUUUUGUACGCGAGUGGUGAAGGCUGUGCAGGAUGGAGAGGCAAUUUUUUCUUGCCAAAUUAGUUUCCAUCAUAAAGAACCCGAUGCAAUUAAACAUAGCUCCAAAAUGCCGGAAGUAACACCUCCAGAACAAUUGCUUCCAGCUCGAGAAGCAGCGCUGGAAGUGCUCCGCACGAAAGAAGUCGAUGAAGUCACCGCUGGUGUCAUCCAACAUUUUUUGAAAGAAAUUCCAGAUGCUUUUGAGCGAGUUUUUGAUGUUCGCCCGGUCAACCCAGCCAAGUACUUGCUUAAAGAAGAUACUGAGCCAAUGUCGAUGAUUUGGAUUCGAGCAAGAGAGAAUUUGGGAGAUGAUCACCGUCUCCAUCAGUGCGUCGCUGCUUACCUCACCGACUUGAGCAUGCUCACCACGGCAGUACGACCUCAUAUCAGAAACGGAUUCAUCCCUUCAAUGUCUUUUUCCCUGGAUCAUUGUAUUUGGAUGCAUGAAAAUGAGUUUCGAAUCGAUGAUUGGAUGCUGUAUGAGACAAUUAGCUCAAAAGCUGGUGGAAGUCGUGCAUUUAUUGAAGGCCGUUUAUGGUCUCGUGAUGGUCGACUUAUCAUUUCGACUGCUCAAGAAGCACUUGUCAGAGCUCCAAAAGUUUGACAAUAUUUGAAUAUUUUGUUUGGUUGUGUAUAUAUAUUCAAUUUUGAUAACUAUAAAAUGAAUAAAUGUUUAGAAUUUUG